AUGGCUGCCGAUACCGAAAGACUCGUCUCGCAAGGCGCUGAACCUGGGAGAGACUCUGAAGAAUUCGAGCUCAAAGAUCGUGCAGCUCAACAUGAGCCGGCAGACCCUAAUGUAUCAAAGUUGUUCAAUCCAACGAAGCAGACAGCACAGCUGGCCAUCGAACAAGGAUGGCGUCUAGCGAUGACAAUUAUCCUUGUUGUUGCGACUGUCGUUGCGUUAAAAGCCUUUCAGCAGCACGGCAACAUCAGCCAUCAAGCGAAGAUUGCCUUCAAUACCAUCAUGACAGUCCUUACCCUCGCACUUGGUCUCAACUUUUUCGAUGCCCUUAAGGAGAUGGCUAAAACCCUGAGGUGGAGGAUCCUAGCCGACCACCCCUUCACCGUGCGCGAGACAGACCUCAUUCUCGGAUCGGAUAGCCUCCCAAGAGUGGGGACCUUGCUACUUGAAUCUUACAAAAAGCCCCUUGUUUUCCUCUGCUGCCUCCUUUGGAUAUUGCUGAACAUUACCGCUCAGGCUGGGGUUGCCGUGAUAAGUUUGACAUAUUCUAUGGACAGCGGCACGAAUACUACAGGCACGUACACUGUCGAUGGCAAAGUACAGACUCCGAAGCUUGAUUGCUAUUCCAAUGGUACGACUUGUCCGGAUAGCGCAGAAACCUCCAUGAAUCGUGCGCAUUCAUAUGGCGUCCUCAGUCGGGAUUUUGAUCCUAGAAACCAAGAAUGCACAUACGCCAACGAUGGUGAUAUUCUAGAUGGCGAUCAGCUAUGCCAAUAUUUCGAGAAGAGGGAUAAUACAGAAUUUGCGUAUCGUUUUUCAGAUUACAACCCAGCAGACAACACCACCGCGUAUCCUUACCUCACCAAGCGAAUCAUCAGGGCCUCACAAGGAAUCUGUUACCUAUACGACCGAGACGGGGGCAAUAUACCAGUCAUAGAUAGUCCGGAUGGUGGUGAUUCUGUGUGGCUGUACAACUUCCACAACGACACCUACCACAACCACAUCUUAGUCCCGAAAUCGUAUUCGGCAUACGAUUCCACAACGUUCAUCUAUAACGGUACAGAAACACCUCAAGAUGAGACGGAACAGGCCUGUGGUGAUCGCUGUCUUUGGAUGUACGCGGUCCGAUCUCUGGGUCCUCUGAGCGGCAACAGGCCCGAACAGAUCUUCGCUUGUCCCAUCACCAUGACCGAAGUCUCAAACCCCAAAGACGAAGCCCACAAUGUCACGAACGAAGUGGCGAGACAAGCCAUAGCAUCGAUUGCGCUUAACGGCCGUUACUCGACUCCUGUGGACCCAGACAAGAAGGACUGGCAUUCGUACCAAAUCUAUCCAUGGGGGUCGCCCUGGGAGACUGAGGGUGUCGAUGCGCAGGGGUUUGGCGCGAUGGUCGCUCAGUUUGCCAUUGGCAGUAUUGCGAACAUGGCCCCGCGCAACGGCCGUAUAGAAGUCCCCGGCAACCUACCAAUACUCGGCUAUCAUCUCUCAAUUCAUUGGCCGUAUGCCAUUACGCUGCUGGCAGUCGUUGCUGGAGUACAUGUUUUGGUAUUUGCACUCAUGCUCUGGUUUGCGCGACCCGUUAUCGUGAUUGAAGAUAGCAACCUUUGCACCGCCAAAGCACUACAAGACGUCGUGGCAAGGAUCGAUGGAGGUAAGGUACUUGAUGGGAAAGAGCUUGCCAAUGCUAUACAGAAAAAAGGGGCAACAAAUAAUGGUAGGACCGUGUACGGGGUGGAUGGCUCAGGAGCGAAAGAUGCGCCGCUUGUGUUGAGCUUUGCAGAGCACAACCUGGUUCGAAGAAAACUGCCAGGAGCAGCGUUCCCUAGAGGCGUGUAUGCUUGA
Molecule: messenger RNA, 1839 nt
Organism: Bacidia gigantensis
Lineage: Eukaryota; Fungi; Ascomycota; Lecanoromycetes; Lecanorales; Ramalinaceae
Exons: 2
Coding region: 1-1839 (612 amino acids)
Source: RefSeq, a predicted model, not a curated record